Molecule: messenger RNA, 725 nt
Organism: Xenopus tropicalis (tropical clawed frog)
Lineage: Eukaryota; Metazoa; Chordata; Amphibia; Anura; Pipidae
Gene: phpt1
Product: phosphohistidine phosphatase 1
Exons: 3
Coding region: 53-418 (121 amino acids)
Cellular component (GO): cytoplasm
Molecular function (GO): protein histidine phosphatase activity
Source: RefSeq, a predicted model, not a curated record
AGAGGCGGGGUAUGGUCCCAAGUUGACAGCGGCUCUGUGGGGAGGAGUAAAGAUGGCGGCCGAGGGCUUAGUUCGUAUUCCUGAAGUAGAUAUAGACCCAGACGGCACUUUUAAGUACGUGCUGAUCCGGGUCCACAUUAAGGAAGGUUCCGAGGAGUACAAGGACAUAGUGAGGGGGUACGGCUGGGCUGAGUACCACGCCGAUAUCUACGAUAAAGUGUCCGCCGACGUAGAAAAGGGGGUGUAUGACUGCGAGUGUCUGGGAGGAGGGAGAAUCCGGCACGCGAGCCAAGCCAAGAAAAUCCACAUCUACGGAUACUCCCUGGGUUUUGGCCGGGCGAGGCACGCGGUGACCAUGGAGAAAGUGAAAGCCAAAUACCCCGAUUAUGAAGUUACGUGGGCAGAUGAAGGAUACUGAAUGUUCCGGAUUUACACAUACCCAACAGCGCCGCCUACAGGGGGGGCAAAUUCAGCCCCAGGAGAAGAACAACAUGUAGCGUUUGUCUCCCCUCUGUCCUGCCAGCCUCCCUGUGCUCCACGUCGCCCCCUUGUGCCAAGAAAGAGACUUGGGCAGAAAUAAUUUCUGUAUAGAAUUCAGCAGCCUGCCGUAAAGCGAGGAUUCUUGUAUUGUGUUAUAUACAGCACUGCCUUACUUUACAGCCUUGUUGCACACAGCUUGGGUUUGGGGGUCACUCAAUAAAAAUGCAGAUGAUGUGUCUACUGUG